AUGGAGUACCUCCGGAUCUUCCAUUUUCCUAUACGGUUUUAUAGGGAUCAAAUAGAAAUAACGAAGGAUGAUAAGACACGGAUCAUCCAGAUUCAAGGCCAGCGACCGCUCUCUACUCAGACUAAAGCUCGUUUCAAUGAAGCUUACCGUGUCCCUGAGUCGUGUGAUAUGACUAAAUUGAUCACUUCCUUCUCACAUGGACUCUUGACUAUCGAGUUUCCAAAGGUCCUUGAAGGUGAGAAACCUGAAAAAACAGUCCAAAAUCAGGAGGAAAGUGGAGGAGCUGGUCCAAAUGAGAGUAGCUUGGGAAGAAAGAAACCUUUGGAUGUGGAGAAACAAGUGGGAACAAGUCAAGAGAAUGUUGCUCCAAUGGCGAACAAAGAAGAACCCAAAACGUAUAAAUCUGUGGUUGAGGGUAAAAGACCGGUCCCAACCGGUAUUCCAGAGAGGUUUGAACAGAAAAUGAAGGAGAGAGAAGCAAGCCCUAGCUUGGGGCGAAAGGAGGCUACUCAAAUAGGUCAACAAAAGAGUGUACAGAAGUUGAAGGAACAAGAAGGUAGAAGUACACCACCAACAAUUGGUAGUAGCUUGAAACCUAAGGUACAUGCCAAAGAAGAUAAAGUAACUGAGACAAAGAAAGAUGGUGAUCUAGGUCAGAAUAAGACUGGACCGGUUAGCAGAACGCCGAUCACUAAUGAUGGCUUAGAACCCAAGGUACAUGCUAAAGCAGAAAAAGUAGUUGAGAGAAUGGGAGAUGGUGAAAUAGGUCAGAAGCUGAAAGAGGAAGGAAAGAUCGGCUUGGGACAAAAGAAAGAGGAGAAAAACACAAAGCCAGCUGUUGGUAAGGAGGGAAGAAAAACAGGUAAGGAAAUUGCUGCGACGAACCAGGUACGGACUGAGCUAAAAACGAAAGAGAAAGUUGAAAGACUAGCACAUGAUUUUAAUCGUAACGGGAAAAGCAAAGAAAAAGAUGAGAAUAUGGUUGGAGACAAGGUAAGCGAAGAAGAGACUCAAGAGAGAGUCAAGCAAAAGAAGGAAGAAGAAGCCGGUUUAGCCAAAGAAACAGGAGAUGUGAAGGAUAAUGCUGAAUUCAUGAAACCGGAAAAGGUAGAUUCAGAUGAUCCUGUGAAGGAAGAAUCAACGCGAUUUGGUGAAGAUAGAGAGAAGAUUGUUAAAAAGAGUUUAGGAUCCGAAACUGAUCCAUUACUAGUCGAAGAAGGUAAGAAGAAGAACGACAUGGAUCCUCCAGAAGUAGGAAGAAGAGGAAUGGAUCAAGAGAGUCAGAAAUUUGACCUAUCUUUGGUGAAUGUUGGAGUUGCUGCUCUUGUGAUCAUGGGAUUUGGCGCUUACGCCUUUGUACCACUUGUAAAAUUGUUCUAUUGA
This is a messenger RNA of Arabis nemorensis, 1383 nucleotides long. The record is from the annotation of a GenBank genome assembly. Lineage: Eukaryota; Viridiplantae; Streptophyta; Magnoliopsida; Brassicales; Brassicaceae.